GUCAGGAUUCAUCAGCCUUCGGACUAACACCUCACGCGUAUCCUCUACAACUACACAAUGGCAUUCAAAGCAUCCCUCGUCCUCCUCGUCCUCGCCGCCGCCCUCAGCCGCGCCGCCGAGGAAGCGCAGAAGGAAGCGCCGAAGGACUCGAGCCGCAACCUCCUGAACAGCGAGACCCAGACCGUGAGCGUCGGCUACAGCAGCUUCGUGAGCCUCGUGGCCGUCGUGGUGGGCGCGCUCGUCGUCAUGGCGCUGAUGACGUUCCUCGGCAGGAGGGACGAGGCCGGCGGAUACGAGGCCCCCGCGAGCUACACACAGACGUCCGGACCCGCUGCCUACGAGAAGGUGUACAGCGUCCUCAAUAGCCUCAAGGAAGCAGCGAGAAAAUUUCAAUGAGCUGUAGGAUUUAAUGUGCUUUUAAGGAUUUUUUUUGUUGAGUCCGGAUAUGUGAUGUUCUCUUGUUACCUAAUUUAUCCAUGAUUUGAUAUGUUGUAUAUAAUAUAUGGAAGAAAAACA
This is a messenger RNA of Penaeus chinensis, 516 nucleotides long. RefSeq lists its product as uncharacterized. Bases 58 to 396 code for a protein of 112 amino acids. The record is from RefSeq and is a predicted model, not a curated record. The transcript is spliced from 3 exons. NCBI's taxonomy places the organism in Eukaryota, Metazoa, Arthropoda, Malacostraca, Decapoda, Penaeidae.